Cladophialophora immunda is the source of this 1534-nucleotide messenger RNA. RefSeq lists its product as uncharacterized. The transcript is spliced from 2 exons. The record is from RefSeq and is a predicted model, not a curated record. Bases 354 to 1265 code for a protein of 303 amino acids. NCBI's taxonomy places the organism in Eukaryota, Fungi, Ascomycota, Eurotiomycetes, Chaetothyriales, Herpotrichiellaceae.
AUUCUUCCAAUAGCGAAUCGCCUUGCACGUGGAAUGCUCUGCUGCGUGCCAAGCAGAGCCAUCGGGCUGAACUUUGAGCAGCUUCAGCGGUAGGGACAUGGACCAGGGUGGUCCCCUUCAUGCGAAAGGGACGUAUCCGUAUUCGAGCUUCCUAGUUGAGAAAUGGCACUGCAUCCAGACUCACCAGCUAUAUUUCAUUAAGCGGCGACCGCCCUCCCUGCCCUAAUGAAUAUUUCUGAUUCAGUGCUUUUUCUCUUUCAACGAAAGCUUUGAGUGCUUUCUCGUCGCUCGUUACAUUCUAGUCGCUCAUUCACGUCACUCUUUUUUUGGUCUUUUGCUGCGAAACCGCCAAUAUGCUUUUCACUCGAACUCUCUUCUUCUCUUCGCUCGUACUCCUGGCCACUGCCCAAGGGGAUGCUAUCUUCAAAGGUCUACCUGGUCAAGGUCGGACCAGGACGCCGACAUCCACCAGCAGGCUCAUGUCGCGGCGAGAUCUCGACAAGCGCUGCGUAGGGACAUGUGAGGAAUGCUUCGGAGCUGGCUAUACACUCUGCCCGGGAAGCGACAUUUACUGCUACUUGCCUGGAGACGAGUACUAUGGGCUGGAUUCUUGCUCCUCCGAUGGCUCCGACGGCUCUGAUAGCGGGCUGCUCACGACUUCUACUGCUUCUGCGCCGGCAUCGACUUCAACCAGUACCAGCGGCAUCGACGACAUCUGUUACCAGGCGGGGGCGACUUGUGUGUCGUGCUUUGGUGCCGGCUACCUCGACUGCCCAGACGGAUACCACUGCUACAACCCAUCGGAUCCGUUGUAUGAUACCUGCCCCGACGAUGGCUCAAGUUCCGGCGGCAGCGACAACGGCACCACCACCACAUCCAGCUGCGCUGAUCUCUAUGGUGAUGGAAAUAUUCCUUGCGGGUCGGAUUCAUGCUAUAACCCGGACGCUGGCGAAUCUUGCUGCGCCGGAGGAUACUACUGUGAAGCAGGAUAUACUUGCUCCAGUACCGUUGGAAAAUGCAGUUACGGCAGUGGCGGCUCCUCAGGCGGCUCCUCUUAUGACACCACGACAUCCGACUAUACCUACGCGACGCCUACCGACGGCUUGGUCUACAGCACUCCAAGCUCUUUUGCGACCACGACUAGCACUGACUCUUCGUCUGUACAAACCGGUGUCAGUCAGCUCUCUGACUCAAGCGAUGCUAGCGCCCUCGUGGCUGCCAAGGGCUUGCUGAUCGCAGCUGGUGUUGGUGCAUUGGUGCUGUAGAACAGUGAAUGACCUCUUGGGUGGAGAAGAAAUUAUGGAUACAAAUCAACGGCCUUGGGAAGUUUGUGAUUGAAUGAAUCAGUUGUGUUUCUCCAGGAUGCCGGACUAGUAGAUUAAAUCCAUUUCUGAGAAUAAUGGAAUACAAUCUGGCUGCCGUCAAAUGUCUCCGUGCUGUGAAAAAUACUUGGAAUGUGUCUGGACAAAUUCAAGGUCCUUCUCUUCGCAGCCUCGCACUAAAGUAGACAUCGGACUAUCUAUUUUCCGACGAG